Molecule: messenger RNA, 1482 nt
Organism: Pisolithus orientalis
Lineage: Eukaryota; Fungi; Basidiomycota; Agaricomycetes; Boletales; Pisolithaceae
Exons: 15
Coding region: 1-1482 (493 amino acids)
Source: RefSeq, a predicted model, not a curated record
AUGAUCCCACAGAAAAUGGUCUUGCCCUUGGGUGCUGAAGAGCUGGUGUAUUGUAUGAUGGAAAGGCCUGGAUUUGAUGUAUCUGACUGGGGGGUUCCAUAUAAUAUUGAGAGUAUUGACAGUGUGAACAUACAAGUACAACAAAACAAAUUUACUUCCAAGGUCGGGAUGGUGUGCCCUCCUCAGCCUGGGGAUUUCCAUUGUCCCAGAAUCCUCCAACCUGACAUGACACUUGCUGGAUUCUUCGAGCUUGAGAGUAAUGGCCUGGCUGGCCUCGUGCUUGGGUUCUUCGAGCUUCGAAGCAGUAAGCAAAGUCAAAAAGCAGAUUGGGAAGAAAACUCUACUUUAGUUCCAGGAGAAGGCAUGUCCAAUGAAAAGGUUACAAGGCACUCAGUAGCAGUUAAUAAGCAUAACAGUCCUGGUGUCCUACCCCCUCAACAAAAGCUGUUUACACCAUAUUCACCCCAGAGUCCAAUUAAUCAAGUGAAUGGUGCAUAUAUGCAGCAGGAGUUGCACAUCACAUUUUUACAAGAUUGUUGCAAUGUGCUGGAAUGGCAUUUGGUCAAGGUAACCAUGGAAUGUGACACAAUCAAGAACCUCUUCGACAAACUCACAAAUGUAGUUAAUUUGGGAACAUGCAAUCUGAGUCUACUCAGGAGUAACUCACCUUUACAGCUUCUGAUGACCACAGGUGAGAACCCCCCACUGCAUGACACACACCCAAAGGUGCAGUGCUGGACAAGAAAAGAUUAUGAAGACUGGUUGGACUCCCCAGAGGCUGGAGGGAGCAACCAUGGACUAUAUGCAUAUCUCGAGGACAAAAAUGGUGAUGUUCCAUUGUCAGAAAUGCUAACCAAGAUUCAAAGAGCCCUAUGUGCAGGGUGGAUCGAACUUACCCAGCACAAAAUAGCACCAGAUACCUGGGGUAGAGCAAGCAUGACUGCACUCCAAUUCAUACAGGCAUAUAUGGAGAAGGACUUCCCCCUGUUCAAGCUUGCAGAAAGUGGCUGGAAACUCAAGCAUCUGUGUAUGAAGACAUACUUGGCCUGGAGAACAAAAUGUCUGGAUGAGAAUGGAGAGACUUUUGAUGAUGACAAAGACCUCAAAAGCCUCAAUCCCAGCAGUAAAAAACACAAGGGGCCUGCAGAUGCUUCAUUAAGGCCAUUUAACAGGAAACAAAAAUCCACAGCAGCCUUGCAGUCCUGGGACCCAUCUGAAUCACUAAAGCUCAUGGCACCAGACUCAUCCUCGACAUCUGUUGAUUCAGCAGCUCAUGUAGAGUCACCAAUACAAGGAAAAGUCAAUGUAUUACCUGUCCCUCCCAUUACAGAAAGUCAGCAAAAUAUCAACCCCAAUGGACAGAAAGAAGAUUUCCAUGUGUACUGGGACAAGAUGUUAUCUCCAGCUGUGCACAAGACUUACAACAAUGAAGCCAAAGAACUUGUUGCGAAAAAUACCUGGACCAAGUCCAUCAUUGAGUAA